GUUACUGAGUGGUUAGGCACGCUUUCCUCUCGUCCCCUGGCUGACAGACAUCCUUUUAAUUCCCUGUUUAUAAGGGACGACCACACUGCUUCGAUCUGAAGAGUAAAGCUCAGAGGCUGGAUUGGUAAACCUCCCGAGACUGCUGACUCCACCCGGAGCGUUCAGUCUAGUCGUACACACAAUACAGGCUGUGUAACACAUACGAGCGAAUCAGUCGCCAGCGGACUUUGCAACAGUAUUGCUUGUCAGUUUUAUUGCUCAGGAUUGCUUAUUUUAUUUUUUGAUUUGUUUAUUUCACUUACAAAAGCAGGUAAGAAACUGGGGUGAAGAUUCAAGCACCACGCUGUGGGAUACAUUUAAAUACUGGGAAGGUUUUUGAUAUAUACGCGUGUUACUGACACCGUGGGAGGUCACUUUAUACAUUAGGUCAAUGCAAACUGAUGACCAGGUCGGCUCUGACUUGAAAACUUGAAAGAGCUGACAUCUACCUCACAUGAUUAUGACGGUCUUGUUGACAUUUUGAAGAAGACUGCAGUCACGGUUGCUAUGGAAAUGACUCUGAGAUCGAUUUGUAAUGUUAAUGUGGUAUUAGCAUUAGGAGGAGACGCCAGGACCAAGGGGACUCUCUGAGCCUUGCAGAAGAAGGAGGGAGAGAGCUGUGGACUGGGCUGGGCUUGACCCCGGGUGUGUCCGAGGCGAUGUUAAGGGACGGCAGGCGCUGUCGCACUGAACGGAGCCUGCACUGUUGAAGAGAGAAAGCCAGGCAGAAUGGCGGUGGCUGGCGCAGAUAAGUUCCACUGGCAGAGCCUGGCACCGCUGCCCAGCGGACGCGUCUACCACUCCCUGGUGGAGGCGGGGGGGCAGCUGUUCGUGGUGGGGGGGUGCGACGAGAGCGGGCGCCCGAGGAGUGCCCUGGAGCUGUAUUGCCCCGAGGUGGACCAGUGGAUCAGCCUGCCUCCCAUGCCUACGCCCCGUGCAGGGGCAGCCACAGCCGUCCUGGGCAAGCGGCUGGUUGUGGUGGGAGGCAUGGGGCCAGACCAGCGCCCCCUCAAGGCCGUAGAGGUGUACAACACAGACGAAGGCAAGUGGAGGAAGAGGAGCUCUCUGAGAGCAGCAGCUAUGGGAAUCUCUGUGACUGUGAAAGACGGCCGGGUGUUUGCAGCAGGAGGGAUGGGGGGGGACCUGUACCCCCAGAACCUCCUCCAGCAGUAUGACCUCCGCAAGGAUGUGUGGAUGACCCUGCCACGCAUGCCAACCCCCCGCUACGACACCACCACCUUCAUCCAGGGCUCCAAGAUCUACGUGCUCGGUGGACGGCAGUCAAAGCGUUCGGUCGCCGCUUUUGAGGCGUUUGACACGGAGAGCCGCUCGUGGGCCCCCCUUCCCAGCAUCCCCAGCAAGAGGGCCUACUCGGGCCUGGUCCUGGACGAGGGGGGGAGUCUGUACUGCCUGGGGGGGCUCCGGCAAGGGGGGGUCCACCAGCGGCCCAAAUUCACCAAGAACAUCAACAUCUUCGACAUCCAGCAAGGACUCUGGCUCAAGGCUGAGCGUUCUCUCUCAAUGAAGACCAAGCGUGCUGACUUUGCGUCAGGCUACCUGUGUGGGAGGGUUAUCGUGGCAGGGGGCCUGGGUAACCAGCCGACUGUGCUGGGCUCUGUGGAAGCUUUUCUUCCUGGGAAGAAGAAAUGGGAACUCCUGCCCUCCCUCCCUACCCCCCGAUGCUCCGCCUCCAGCAUCAUGUUCCACGACCGCCUCCUGGUGGUGGGCGGGGUCAGCCAGGGCCCAAGCUGCGCUGUGGAGGCAUUGAGUGUGCAGGAGGGGGAGGGGCCUUGACCUGCACUACCCCCCCACCCUUCCCUCUCAGAACAUUGCUAAGCUGCAGUUGAAGUGGAUUUGUGUUCCCUGCCUUUAUAAAGACCCGUUACGAAGAGCGACUGAGCUGAAGCCCCAAGAGAUUUUUUUUUUGUAUUUUAAAAUGGAUUUAAAUGGGUAUAUACGCAAAAGAUGCUGUAAAACACAAAAUAAGGUGCCAAUCUAUCUAUUUAAGAAUACUGUUAAAAACUCAAAUAAAUGCUUUAUGCUAUU
Acipenser ruthenus (sterlet) is the source of this 2085-nucleotide messenger RNA. Its product is annotated as kelch domain-containing protein 8A-like. The record is from RefSeq and is a predicted model, not a curated record. The transcript has 7 exons. The coding region runs from base 769 to 1833 and encodes 354 amino acids. Gene Ontology annotation, molecular function: protein binding. NCBI's taxonomy places the organism in Eukaryota, Metazoa, Chordata, Actinopteri, Acipenseriformes, Acipenseridae.